AUGUCGUCCCGCAGUUCGAUCCCCCGUCGUCGAAAUCAAAGCGAAAGUGCUGGUAGUGAUGUCGAAUCCAGCCCCACCCCACCAGCCAGCAGUAAACGCCCUCGUCUGAGCCCCGCACACGAAGCCGAACCCUCAGGUGAUGAAGAGGCAAGCGAGACAGGUAGUGCUUCGGGAGACUCUAGUGAGGACGAGUCCUCAAAUGGCGAAACACAGGAAGAUGGUGCGGUUGGUGAACGCGAAGACUCGAUGCCACCAGCUCCUCGGCAACCACUCAAAGCCCGCGCAGGAUUCGACUCCAAUGGCUACAAGCCCGGCGCAAUUUUGCGUAUCAAAGUGAUCAACUUUGUAACUUACAAUUCUGCGGAAUUCUUUCCCCGGCCCCAAGCUCAACAUGGUGAUUGGGCCCAAUGGAACCGGCAAGAGUACAUUAGUUUGCGCCAUUUGUCUUGGACUGGGAUGGGGAGCUCAGGUAAUACAAAUGAACUCCAUCUCGGACGUGCCAAAGAUCUUGGCGAAUUUGUCAAGCACGGCUGUCGAGAAGCAACAAUCGAGAUUGAACUCGCAAGACACCCGAACGGAACUCGGAACCCCGUGAUCAGUCGUACUAUCAAGCGAGACGGAAAUAAGAGUUCAUUUACCCUGAAUGGGCAGGCUGUCUCCAAGCAAGCAGUGCUGAAACUAGCUCAGGAAUUCGCCAUUCAAGUCGACAACUUGUGCCAGUUUCUACCCCAAGACAAGGUCGCAGAAUUUGCCGCUCUCACCCCUAUCGACCUCCUUCACUCUACCCAGAGAGCAGCUGGUGGACAGGACAUGGUAGAAUAUCAUGACCACUUGAAGAAGCUCCGAUCUCAGCAAAAGAAGAUUGAAAUGGACAACCGUGGUGACAAGGAUACGCUACGCAAUCUGGAGAACCGGCAGGAGAAUCAGAGAGCCGAUGUCGAGAGAAUGCGACAGAGGGCCGUGAUCCAACAAAAGCUCGACAAUAUGGAAUUCUUUCGCCCAUUUGUCGAAUACAAGGACUGGCAUCGGGGUUUUGAAGAGCUGAAGGAGAAGAAAAACCGAAUUGAACAGGAGCAAGAACAACUCAGGCUCGAUCUUGCACCUGCACUAGAAGCAGUGAAUGCCAAAGUGACCUACAAGGAUAAAAUUGGCGCUGUGAAAACCGCGCGGAAAGAGCAGAUCCAACAGUUGCAAAGGUUUGCUCAAGCCCGGGGAAAGGAAAUGGAGGAUUUAGAAAGCAAAAUCAACAGUUUCAACGCCGAGAUUGAAGCCGAAAAGAAGUCCGCCCAGAAACACAAGCAGGAAGCCGGCUUGGUGCAGCAGACGAUCAAUAGGCUGACACGCGAGCAAGAGAACGGUGCAGUGGAGUUCAAUCCUGAUGAUUACAACCGGCAAUUGCAUGAGAAAAAGCGCGAAAUCCGCGAAAUCGAAACAAAAGCCAAGGCAAUCCAAGACAGCAAACGGCCAUUAGCGGAAAGAGUUGGGCAGUUGAGAAGCCUUGUACAAACAGAAGAGGACAAGUUGAAAAGGCUGGAUUCGCAGCUGGGUCAACAAGAAAACAAGCUGGGAGCUCUUUCAAAAGACACCUACACAGCUUACCAAUGGGUUCUCCAAAACCAGGACAAAUUCGAGAAAGAGGUUUUCGGCCCUCCUGUGGUAACCUGCUCGGUCACCGAUCCUCGCUAUGCUGACGCUGUCGAGUCCGCGAUGCAGAGAACCGACUUCACCGCGUUUACGACACAGAGCAAAAAUGACUUUCGCACGCUACAAAGAGCGUUGAAUGGAGAGUUAAAACUUUCGGAUAUCAGCAUCAAGACUAUUACCAUUCCGCUCGAAUCGAUGAGAGCUCCGCUUUCACCCGAUGAUCUCCAGCGGCUGGGAUUUGAAGGGUUCGCCAGGGACUUCUUACGUGGCCCCGACCCUGUUAUCGCUAUGCUUUGCGCCGAGAAAGACUUGCAUAGGACACCUGUUUCCUUGACAGACAUUUCCGACGAAGCUUACUCUGAGCUCGAGAGCGGAAACAUCGCCGCGUGGGUUGCUGGAAAACAGUGCUACAAUAUCACUCGACGUCGAGAGUAUAAUGCUUCAUCGACUCGCGUGCGCCCACUUAGGCCUGCGAGCAAAUGGACAUCACAGCCUGUGGAUGUGACAGUCAAACAAAAACACCGGGACAACAUCCGGGACUGGACAGCUGAACAAGAACAGCUUCAGAAACAGAUGGACGAACAGAGGGCCGAUUUGACAGAGCUCUCAGACGAUAGGGCUCGACUCACUCGAGAAAUGAAAGAUGUCGAGAAUGAGAAAGCCGAAAAGCAAACUGCAUUCACGCACUAUCGUGCAAUUCCUGAUAAACUGGCCGCUCAAUUGGCCAAAAAGGAACAUUUUGCGAACCUCUUUGAAGAAAUGCGAGAGCGGGUUCUUGACACACGUAACAAGAUAGACCUGGUUUCCAUUCAGAAGGCUAAGGCUAGUGUUGAAUAUGCUAACGCCUUUGGCAAGCUCCUCGAAGCAAAUGUAGAAUACUGCAGAGUUUGCAUCUUACACCAAGAGGCGACUUCUGAGCUUCAGAUCCAGAAGCUUCGUCACAGCGAACACGCCAAGAUGUUUGAACAAAAGGCCGCAGAGACGAGACAGGUAACGCAGGCAUAUCAAGAAUCGCUGCAACAUGGCAAGACAAUGAGGCGGACAGCAAAACGCCUCUCAGAUGAAAUGAAGGAAAGACCUGGAGGUGAGGAGAUCAUUGAAAUGAUGAGUCCGUCCGACUACGGCUUGGAUCAUUUUAAUGCCGAUCUGGACUCUGCAAGGGCACAAUUGGAUUUGAACCAGGGUGGCAGUGCCAACAUGAUCAAGGAGUUUGAAGAGCGCGGACGGCAGAUCGAGAAAUUGCGCGACAAACUUUCAGCAUUCCAGGCCGAUCUGGCAGAAAUUCAAAAGGGCAUCGAUGAAAUCCGUGCAAUUUGGGAGCCCAGGCUGGAUACGCUUAUUAGCAAGAUCAGCGAUGCCUUUUCAGACUCGUUCCAACGCAUUGGCUGCGCUGGACAAGUCUCCUUGGACAAGGUGGAAGCCGAGACUGCGAAUGGCGAGCCUGGCGGCAGCGAGUUCGACCAGUGGUCCAUUCAAAUCUGGGUCAAGUUCCGCGAACACGAAAGCCUGUCCAUGUUGGACUCCCAUCGUCAAUCCGGUGGCGAGCGUGCUGUCAGCACCAUUUUCUAUCUCAUGGCGCUGCAGUCGCUCUCGGCUUCACCUUUCCGCGUCGUCGACGAGAUCAACCAGGGUAUGGACCCGAGAAACGAGCGCAUGGUUCAUGGUCGCCUAGUGGAUAUUGCCUGUGCGCCGACCGAGGAAGAGGUAGACGAAGAGGGCAAUGUCGUCGGCGGCGGCGGUGGCCAGUACUUCCUGAUUACACCGAAACUCCUGAGUGGUCUAUCCUACAAACCUGGCAUGAGAGUGCUCUGCAUCUACAGUGGCGAGUAUAUGCCCGAAAGUGGAACGGUCAACUUCCACCACGCCAUUGAUAAGAUGAAGAAGAUUGUCGCUAGGGGUGGACGGACCACUGGCACGGCCAACGCUCCGGUCCUUGAGAGUCGAAGUCAAGUCAACGUCCGCGCCUGA
This is a messenger RNA of Penicillium longicatenatum, 3612 nucleotides long. RefSeq names its product DNA repair ATPase SMC5. Lineage: Eukaryota; Fungi; Ascomycota; Eurotiomycetes; Eurotiales; Aspergillaceae. Gene Ontology annotation, cellular component: Smc5-Smc6 complex. Gene Ontology annotation, molecular function: ATP hydrolysis activity; ATP binding. Gene Ontology annotation, biological process: double-strand break repair via homologous recombination. The record is from RefSeq and is a predicted model, not a curated record. Bases 1 to 3612 code for a protein of 1203 amino acids. The transcript is spliced from 6 exons.